This is a messenger RNA of Acanthopagrus latus (yellowfin seabream), 1404 nucleotides long. RefSeq names its product nucleolar protein 7 (gene nol7). Gene Ontology annotation, cellular component: nucleus. Lineage: Eukaryota; Metazoa; Chordata; Actinopteri; Spariformes; Sparidae. The coding region runs from base 257 to 964 and encodes 235 amino acids. The transcript is spliced from 8 exons. Gene Ontology annotation, molecular function: RNA binding. The record is from RefSeq and is a predicted model, not a curated record.
UAAAUUUAACUUUUAUAGGUAUUGUUAUUUCUAUGCCUUUGUAUUUAUUUAUCUGUCUGCUGUUUGACUCAUUCUGUUUUAUAUGGACGCGAAUCUGUUUAACUUGCUCUAUGAAGCACUUUGGGCUGUAUUCAUGUAUGAAAAUACAAAUAAAUAAAGUUGAAGUUGGUUGUAGUUCUCAUUUCUUCAACUCUCCGUCGCAUGCGUCCGACGUCAUGAUGUGGCGCGGCGCGAUGACGUCUCUUCACCAGCAAACAUGGCGGAGAGACAACGUGGGAAAACGGCUUCGUCUUCGAAGACGGCGGACAUGGAGGAACAGACAGAACAUUUCAGUUUAAUGUUGGCGUCCAGUGACGAUGAGGCGCCCGAAGAGGUGACGUUUGAAGACUCGAAGACUGAGGCGCUGCGGAGCAUGAAACAGGCGCUGGACACGGCCAGAAGGGAAAAGGAGCUGCUGAAGGAGAAGAGGAGGAAGAGACAGGAAUUAUUCCAGGAACAGAAGAAAAGAAAACUCUUACCGGCUGAUGUGUUGGAGGAAAUCGACUCGUCUCCUCCAAAGAAACAGAAACAGUCCGACGAUGAAGCUGAUGAGGAGCAGCAGGAGGAAGGAGAGGAGCAGCAGGAGGAAGGAGAGGACGGGAGCAGGAAGAAGAAAAAGAAGAAGAAGGGGAAGCCAGCACCAUCCAGAAAUUUGAAGGGAAUCUACACGGUGACGACGGUGAAGGAGCGAAGGAAUACGUCCUUCCAGCAGCAGCUGGCCGAGGAUUUCAUCCAGUCCAGGCUGUACGGACCCGGAAGCUGCCGGACCACGAGUAACGAGAUGCUCUCACUGGAGAACAAGAGGGGCAGAAAUAAGAGCGCGGCUGUGCAGUUUGUCAAGAACAACUGGGCCUCUAAACAAAAAGCCAAAGCAGAGAAGCUGAAGAAAAGGUGGAUCCACAAGCAACAGAUUCCCUCCUGCUGACCGUCUGUCGACCCGGACUUCACUUCUUCUUCUGUGCCCUGAAUUUAAACGGACACUCGGCGUGGAAGACUCCAUGUUUGCUCUACGGCCGGGAACCGCUGGACAGUGAAUCACACCGAGUUAAUGUGGACAAAACCUGGAUCCAGUUCAUCACAAGUUCAUGCACAUGAUAGAAACUGACAGGACAGUGUGUCGGUGCAGCAGAGUGACGGACUGUGAUGAGUUUAAAAGUCCUUUUUUCGUCUAACAAGUUUUUUUCAUUUUGUUUAUGAACUGGGACUUUUCCUCUUGUGUUUAUUAAAAAUCUGUUUAAAAACAUUAAUAACUUUAACAAGUUCAUUGCUGAGAUGUGAGACUCGGAUGAGCUGCUUUUUGUUUUCUGUUCGAUGACUAUAUUAAUAAAAUCUUGGUAUGUUUUUGAAAACAUAAGUUUGUGUAAA